UCUCAGACAGUCAGCAGCAAGGCAACAUGGAGGUCACAACUCUCUGCUUCAGACUGUGUAAGUACUGAGUCUCACUCUGUUUUCUGUAAUUUUCCAAAAAGUAGUUGGAAAUUAGAAACUCAAUCUACCAGCCAUAAUAACAGCUCUAACAAAAGUAUUUUUUGCUGUCUUCCAUUUCCUCUUCAGCAACAAAUGUGUUGAUGCUGCUGGUGGCGCAACUUCAUGCAAAUACAGCUUUUUCUCGUAUUGUUCCAUCCAGACUGCAGCUCUUUGAAUAUGAGUCUGUCUCUUUUAAUUGUGAGAGUGUUAAUGGCUCAGCUGGAUGGGAAGUUGUAAGAAAGGUGAAGGGAGAAUUUACCACAUGUGCUGCCAAGUGGAGGAUGUACUCAGGAUCCCUCUGUGCCAUUAGAAAUGCCUAUUCAUCAGAUAGUGGAGAGUACUGGUGUCAGACUAAAGAAGGAGGGAGAAGUAACAGUGUCAACAUCACUGUCACUGCUGGUUCAGUGAUCCUGGAGAGUCCUAUCCUUCCUGUGAUGGAGGGAGACGCUGUCACUCUGCACUGCAGAACCAAAGAAGCUUCCUCCAAUCUCACAGCUGAUUUCUAUAAAGAUGGCAGCCUCACAGAGAGCAGCUCUACAGGAGAGAUGACCAUCCACAGUGUCUCCAAGUCUGAUGAAGGACUCUACAAAUGUAAUAUCUUUGAUGUCGGAGAAUCACCAGUCAGCUGGAUGGCUGUCAGAGAACUUGACAGAGAGCCUCGUCCCUCCUCAGAUGACUCCUGUCACAGUUACCUCUUCUCAAGGAUGGUGUUCACCAUUGUGGUGGUGGCUCUGUUGCUACUGCUGCUGGGACUACUUCACUGUUGGAACCCAGGAAGCACAUAUAAAUAAUACACACAAACUUAAAUGUAAAGGUGUGAACACUUUACAGUUGAUCUCAUGGAGAAUUAAAGUUGUCUUUUUUUUCUAAUUUUAUGUUAUUUUUUCUCCAACCCUCUGCCCAUGGAGAGUUCCUUUUUGGUCACAUUGUCUGAGCUACAGUAGUGGGGAAUCACUUAUUUUAUAUUUUAAUAUAAGUUUAAUCUAAAUUUUAUAUUGUGUAACUUCUACUGCUGUUGAAGUGGGAUAUAACAUGUUAUUCUUUCAGCCACUGUUAGACUGUGUCACCAGCAGAAAAGGUUACAGUUAAAACCACAGAGGUACUGACUGACGCAUGAACUAUUUUCAAAAAGGCGAUCCGUCAGUACAGCAUACUGUGUUUUGUAUUUUAUUUAGACACAACUUGCACUGGUGAAUUUGAGCUUGUCAAACACAAACCACAAGAGUAAGUAACAGGUGGAAAAAUGUGUGUCAUGAAGCUCAAGUAUCAAGAAAAAAACAAAAGUUUGACAGAGAGACUUACAGCGUACCUUUUGUAUCAGGAAUCUACAGGCAAUUUAAGAGUAGUUUACUCAUAUAGCACAACAGGGUUGUUUUAACAACAAUAAAAAAAAGGAUCAGGGAUUAAAAUAAAUGAACUACAGAUAUCGCCUUUUUAUUCUACAUUGUUCUCCACUGGCAAAGCAUGCAUAACUUGCAGUGUAAUUUGACCAGUCUGAGAUUUAAAUGUGUUUUGCUGGUAACAGCUAAGGAAGCCUCAAACCACUAGGCUCAAGCAGAGAUGAGAAAUGUACCGCAGAGGUCUGGUAAGAUGACUUACUAAACUAAACUCAAUAUGCCUAGAUUUUUUUCAAGAUGAUUUUUCAAGACUUCAGCCCCAACUGGUGCUGACUCAAGUGACAU
Molecule: messenger RNA, 1781 nt
Organism: Epinephelus fuscoguttatus (brown-marbled grouper)
Lineage: Eukaryota; Metazoa; Chordata; Actinopteri; Perciformes; Serranidae
Product: low affinity immunoglobulin gamma Fc region receptor II-b-like
Exons: 4
Coding region: 201-890 (229 amino acids)
Biological process (GO): cell surface receptor signaling pathway
Molecular function (GO): transmembrane signaling receptor activity
Source: RefSeq, a predicted model, not a curated record